UAAAAGAAGAUGAAAAAAAAAUGAUAAAUAAUUUAACAAUAAAUUCAAAGACAAAUGAUAUUGAUGAUGUUAAUGAUAAUCCAGAUGAUUUAGUUGUUGUUGCAAGACUUGAAACUCCAAUAUCAUCAACACUACAAGAACGUUUUCUUAGUAUAAAAGAAAUUGUUAAAAGAUCAAUAUUACAACAUCAUACAUUUAUGAUUUAUGGUCGUGCCAAAAUAAUACGUGAAUGUUUAUUAAAAAGAGGAUGGAUUGAAAAAUUAAAUCGUCGUAAUAGUAAUGACCAACAAAUACAACAACAACAACAGUUACAACCACAACAACAACUUCAAUCACAACAGCAACAGCAACAACAACAAUUACAAGGAUUAACAAAUCAACAAACAAUGGGUAUUGAUACAAGUCCAGUUAUAUUAUUAUCAGGUGUUGGUGAUUUAAAAGAUGAACAAAGUCAACGUUUAUUAAUGUCAAAAAUGUUAUCAAAUUAUACUGUUGAUUUAUUAUGGAAUUCUGGAUCUGAUUGGCCUGGUUGGCCAUCACAAGAUAAUAAAAAAACAAUUUUUAAUCGUUUUACUAGAGCUGCAUUCACAUCAAAAAUUGGAUUAUGUACAAAUGUCAGACAAAUGCAUUGGUUUUAUGAACCAGGUAUUGCAAAUACACUAUUUCCAAGAUGUUAUAAUAUUUGUCAAGCUGAUCAUAUGCAUGCAUUUAUUGAAGAUUUUCGAAUGACAGCUUGUUUAAGUUUGCUAAAAUGGUUUGUUGAUAAAAUAAAUAAUGAAGGUGAAAAUACAAUAAUUUCAUCAACUGGUACAGUACCAUUAAAAAUGAUGGAUUUUGCAAUUAAAAGAUGUAGUGAUUAUAUUGAGGCAUUAUUACAUGAAGACAUUGACAAAGAUGGAGAAAGAGUUUGGCAACAUCAAUGGGAUCAAUUUAUAUCUUGUUAUUAUAAAAUAAUACAAAAUGAUGAAUUAUUUAUUAGCAUAAAUACUUCACUCAAUAAAUAUCAUCAAGCAUCAAAACAUAUUUUAAAAAGAAUGCGUAUUUAUUGGCAACAAUUAGAUAUGGAUGGUAUUCAAAAUAUAUGGAUAUUAAAACCAGGAAAUAAAAGUAGAGGACGUGGUAUUGUAUUAGUUAAUAAAAUUGAAGAUGUUAUUGCUAAAAUUAAUCCAGCAAAUAAAUCAGAUACACGUUUUGUUGUACAAAAAUAUAUUGAAAAACCAUUAUUAAUAUACAAUACAAAAUUUGAUAUUCGACAAUGGUUUAUUGUAACAUGUGCACAACCAUUAACUCUAUGGAUGUACAGAGAAAGUUAUUUAAGAUUUUGUACACAAAAUUUUCAAUUAGCUGAUCUUCAUGAAUCAAUACAUCUUUGUAAUAAUGCAAUACAAUGUAAAUAUAAAAAUAGUACUGAUCGUCAUCCAGCUCUUCCAAUUGAUAACAUGUGGGAUUCAACAACAUUUAAGCAAUUUUUAGAUACACAAGGUCAUACAAAUGUAUGGGAUGAAUUAAUAUAUCCUGGAAUGAAACAAGGACUUGUUGGUUCACUUUUAGCUAGUCAAGAAGCUAUGGAUAGACGUAAAAAUAGUUUUGAAUUAUAUGGAGCUGAUUUUAUGAUAAUGGAUGAUUUUACAGUAUGGUUAAUUGAAAUAAAUAGUCAUCCAGAUAUGAGUAAUUCUACAAGUGUUACAACUAGAUUAUGUAAACAAGUCAUGGAAGAUACAAUAAAAGUUGUUGUGGAUUAUCGUGAAGAUAAAAAUUCUGAUACUGGAUUAUUUGAGUUAAUUUAUAAACAAAAAAUACCAAAUUGUCAGCCAUAUUUAGGUACUGCAUUAUCAGUUCAAGGACAAAAAAUAACAACAAAUGAUAAAAAAUUAUAUAUUGAUUCAAAAACAGUACCAAAAUUACCAAUGAGCUGUUUACCAAAAAAAAAAUUAAAUGCUAAUAGUUAUAUUGGACCAGUAAUUGUUGAUUUAAUUGAAGAAUUAGAAAUUCAAUUAGAUAGAGAAUUACAAACUUAUUGUAAAUUAGAAUCACCAGAUGAUUCAGUAAAUUCAUCACCAGUUAUAUCAUCAUCAAUAUCACCACAAAGUACUUCUUUAAAAAUUGAUAAAAAUCAAUUAACAACAAAUGGAAUAAAUGGAAUUGCAUCAAGUACAAAAUCACCAGAGCCAAGUCGAAAAAAUAGUAGUAAAAUAAUAAAACUUAAAAAAGUCAAUGAUGUACAACAAAAAAAUUCAAUAAAAAAAAUUAAAAAUCGACGUGAAAUUGCUAAAACUGCUGGUGAAUUGAGAACAGAUAGUUUAAUAAAAAAUAAAAUAUCAAGUGAAGAAAAAUUAAUUAGUUUGGCAAUGAAAAAUGCUAUGAAUAAAUAUAAAAUAUAUGGAACAUCAUCGAUUGAAGUACCAGCACUACCAUCACUUAUUGUACCUUCAAAAUCAAUAAGUCGAGUAACACGUUCAUCAUCAUUGAGUAAUAAUAAAAUACGUCAAAAAAGUAAAAUUAAAAAAGUCAAAGAUUCAUCAGUUGUUGAUGAUAUAUACGCAGUUGGUCUUGGCAUAACAAAAUAAAAUAUAAUAAUAUAAUUUUUCAUUUCUUCUUAUUUUCUUCUUUCACAAACUGUACAUAAUAAAUGUUUUGGCAAUAAAAUACAACGUCUAUUUUAUUUAUUAUAUUCAAAAAAAAAAAAGAAAAAAAAAAAAAUUAAUUAUUAUCAUUAAUGAAUCUAGUUUAUUAUUAAAUUAUUUAUCAAUCUUGUAGACGAAAAAAAAAAAAAGAAAGAUUUUAUUAAUUAUUUGUUUGUCAAUUUAUUUCCUAUCAGAACGAAAAAAAAAAUAUAUAUAAAUAAAUUAAAUUAAAUGCCCUAAUCAAAAACAAUUAGAAUUUUUUUUUUUAUGUAAAAAAAAAAACUUUAAACUCAAUAAUUCAGUUAUUUAAAAUCUGAAUUAAAUUUGUUUUUUUUUUCUUUUUAAUUGUAUACAAAAUGUAGAUCAUUAUAAAAUUUAUUUAGCAACGAUCUUGCGUAUUUUUCUUUUAUCUAAGAAAUCAAUAAGGAUAUUCAUGAAAAAUAUUUAAACAAAAAUUAGUCAAAGUUAAUUGAACGAGGAAAAAAAAAAAAGGAAUAAAUAAAAUUUUUCAUUUAAUUUACAAAUUGACUAUUCAUGCAAUAAUAAUUAAUAAAAUUCCCCUUAUUUUUUUUUUUGAAUCGUCACGCAAAUAAAUUUCACUCGAUUCACAUAAUCAUCUUCAUUAUCAUCAUCUUCAAUAUAUCACAAUAAAAAUUAAUAUCCACAGAAAAAAAUAUAUAAAAAAAAAAAGAAAGAAUUAAUUAAUAAUAAUAAUAACACUAUUUUUUUUAUUUUUUUUUUUUUUUCACACGACUCACGUAACAGGUUGUUUCAAUGAAAAUGAUAAUUUUGGUCUUGAAUUAUUUUUUCCAAGUAUUUUUUUUUGUUCUUCUUUAACACGUUUUUCCUGUUCUUUUUUCAUUUUUUGUCGUUC
Molecule: messenger RNA, 3498 nt
Organism: Aphidius gifuensis
Lineage: Eukaryota; Metazoa; Arthropoda; Insecta; Hymenoptera; Braconidae
Product: tubulin glycylase 3A-like
Exons: 13
Coding region: 21-2567 (848 amino acids)
Biological process (GO): cilium movement; cilium assembly; protein polyglycylation
Cellular component (GO): cilium
Molecular function (GO): protein-glycine ligase activity, initiating
Source: RefSeq, a predicted model, not a curated record